Porites lobata is the source of this 7472-nucleotide messenger RNA. The record is from the annotation of a GenBank genome assembly. Lineage: Eukaryota; Metazoa; Cnidaria; Anthozoa; Scleractinia; Poritidae.
AUGUCAGAAGCUUCAAAGAAGGCGUGUAGCUUUUUAAAGGACAGUGAUGCUGGCCCACCACAGCUGGCCGUUGGUCUUCCAUCCAGAAAAGAUGUUACAACAACAUGGAAACAGCCAGAUCUACCCGUUGACGUUCUACUGGUAACCGUUAAGGACUGUGAGUUCUUAUCCUGUUACAAUGAGCUAACAGAUCCCUACAGAUAUUAUUACAAGGAUGUUGGUUACGUUUACUUCAACAACUUUCAAAGUUAUGAAGAGAAAGUAAAAGUUGCUCUGCUAAGAUGCAACGAAGGUUCCAUUGGUCCAAGCAGCUCUCUGAUUGCCGUCAAGAAUGCCGCCCCUAUUUUACAACCCAAGGCUGUGAUAUCUGUUGGAGCAUGCAGUGGUCUCAAUCCUGACAAAACCAAGUUAGGGGACGUUGUUGUAUCAGCCAAACUAACAACAUAUGCAUCCAAAGUGGUGACAAGCGAGCAAGACCAGUGGGCUGGCAUGAGUAGUCACGUUAGCAAGCUUUUCUCAAAAAUAAUCUUGAACUGCGCUGAUGGAUGGCAAGCACCUUUAAAGAACCCAGAAGAUCGUCAGGUCAAAGUUCACUGCAAUGGCGAGUUCUUAAGUGGCCCAGAGGAGAUCAGAGCUCAAUGGCGUCGAAAGGAACUUGUCGACCGCCACCCCCUCGCGGCAGUAGUAGAGAUGGAGGGCGAAGGUGAGUGCAUGUCACGCUAGCUUUUAACAAUAGCGUUCUUAUACAGCUAUUUCAGUUAACGUUGUCGCAUAAAGGCUUCAGGCCUACGUGACCAGGACUCAAGGUUAUGUGGGUAGCUGUAGAUCCUUCAGUUGUAAUUCGGUCAUAAAGGUGCGGCUAACAGUACCAUAGAAUGCUUUUAAACGUCAUAAACGUUUACCUUCAUGGCUGGGAUUGGUAAAUAUUUAUGAAAUACACUGUAGUCCAGUUUCGAGUUCGCUAUGACCGCUAAAUAAAAGAAGUGAAGACGCAUUUUUUACAGGGUUAGCCUCCACCAAAAGUAAAUAUAUUCACAAAUUCCAACGAGAAGAAGACCUGUCGAAAUUUGUGAAUAUUUUACUUUAUGUCGAGGCUAACGCUGUAUGAAUGUGUCGUUAAUGUUGUCGAAAAAGGACUAUUAGCCGUAUUGCUUCUCAGUGUCAGCAGGUAGGCAUUUUGACAUCUGUUUUGGGAAACAUUUGUCACUAAAAGUUUUUGGAAGAGUAAAGCAGGCGCCAGUUUUUUUUUUAGAACGAAGGGAGGACGCGCUCGAACGACGGGAAAAAAGGAGAGGAGUCCGGACUCCUCUUCCCUUUGCGUGUUUUUCUCGCGCGCUCUAAAAAACGGACCAAAAGAACUAUCUGGCGCCUGCCAGGCAGGCUAUUGAAGGAGCGACGAAAAUUUUUAUUUUGAAUACCUACAUGACAAUUGCUUUAAGAAUUAGUGGUCCAAUGUACGGUGGAACCCCGCCUUCGGCCACCUCGUUAUUGCGGCCACUUUUUUUCGGCCCCGCCAAACGGCCGCGCCAUACUUUUUCUGAUUUAAAAAAAAAAACCGUUAAUACGGUCACCCGUUAAUACGGCCAACGGCCACAUUUUAAAAUCCCCAACAGUAAAAUCUUUUAUAAUUUUACCUCGUUAAUACGGCCACUCGUUCGAAAUUUAGAAAAUUAAAAUGCGUGAGUCUGAUCUUGUAUCGUUUUUUGAACUACAGUACACCUAAAGUGCAUUUGUACUAUUUGUGGCGGUUUAAUAGCCGAUUUUUAAAAGUGUUUUAUGCACUGAAGGAGAGUUUAGCCCUUCGACGACUGCGUUGGUCGUUUUCGUUCCAUGUGAACGAUGCAUAUCUUUCUUCCUGGAUCCAUUAAGCUUUCAGUGUAAGUUAAUAAAUUGGUGAGCAACAACGUAAGCAAAGAUAGAUCUUUCCAGCGAUAUCUCGUUUUGGAUAUUCUGACCAAUGUUAACAAAGUUACACUUACAAAAACAGGUAACAUUUUGAGGAGAAACCCACUGCUAAUUUCGCUGUUUACUCACUCCUCUUUGACGAUUAUAUUUGUCCCUUUCCUAAAAAGUUGGCCAGCCACAAUUCCAUGCGAAAGAAAGACGAAAAAGCGGGCAACAAAACUGCUAAUAAAGGAGAAAGGCAAAAGGAAAAAGGACAGCGAGAGAGAAAGAUCGAAAGAGAUUCGCCAUAAAAAGUCCAAGUGCAAGUCCAAAUUUUAGCUUGUUCGCAUGCGUGAAAAAGAAAAAAGCUGUUUUCUUAUGCUUAUUAGCCGAAAACCAGUCCAAAGAAGAGGAAAUUGGUGAAAAAAGCGGUUUUUUCGCUAAUCGCCGGCCGUCGCUAAAAGGUUGAAGCAUCUUUUACAAUUACUGUUCGCGAUAUCUACAUUCCGGUUGUUUGCUUAGAAGAGAACAGUUGUUCAAGAAGUGCGACUGCGAUAUAUGGUGUAUUUGUUGUUAAGUCCCGUACGUCAUGAAAUUUGACCCUGCCCCGGUAAACACCUAUUUUCACAUUAUGAUCCAAUACAUUGGAACUCCGUUAAUACGGUCACCAAUGGGUCAAACAAAAUUGGCCGUAUUAACGGAGUUCCACUGUACUGGAUCAUAAUGUGAAAAUAGGUGUUUACACACUUCAUUGAUCAUGAAAUAACUGAUAUACACUUGGCACCAUUUUCACGCAACAAUUAUGGAGUAAAAUUAAACAAGAGGCAUACAUGUAAUCGCUAAAAUAAAUGGGAAAAUAUGUCUGUGUUGUUUAAGUCUGAUCUGUGAUCGUCUGAUUACGUGCAACGCAAACAGCUUUCGAUCAAGAUUCAGAACUUUACAGCUGCAAACUUAACAGAACGUCAACGGAAUAUGAAGUGAACUUUUUCCCUUAUAAUUAACAGUAAAGUAAAUUAUUGAAUAAAACAAGUUCACUGUAAGAGAGAUUGCAGUCAGCAAAUCAAAAGAAAUGGCAUGAAAAUCAUGAUCUGUCGUACUUGGCUGUCGUUGGGGUCUGGCAUCCCUUGAUUCGGUGUUUUCUUGUCUCUGGGCAGUUAACUUCCAGUUUGUAAUCAGAGAGACAUUUUUGUGAAAGUUUAACCUUUAAAAAUUAUUUGAAAGUAAAGAUUUACACAUGCGUCUAUGUGCAAGACAAUUAUUCUUUUAGUUUCUUAAGUCCGCAAGACUUGAUUUCCUAAAAAUAAUGCUUCCUAAUUGUAUUCCAUAUUUCAGGUGUUUUCGCCGCUGCAUUUGAUUCUCAACUCGAGUGGCUCAUUGUUAAAGGGAUAGCUGAUUUUGCGGAUGGUGAGCAAGCGACUGCAGAAAGUUGGGAGGCCUGUGGUAGUAUGAUGGCAGCAUCUCUUGUCUCACACAUUUUAAGUGAUCCUUGUGUUUUUCGCACUUGGCCUCAUUACUCAGGUAUAAAUUCUUGUCAGUUUGGUGUGUGAUGAUUAGGCGCAGGGGUAACAGGCCGAAUUUGCCGUCAGUAAAAGAAGUCUUGAAUGUAAAAUAUUGAGUGAGACAGUGCGGAAGCUCAGAUCCGAGAUCAAAAGGCUUGUCAAUAUUUUUGUCCAUUCUGAUAUUCCAUCUUCAUCGCCAAGCGGCGUGAAAUUAAGAGUUAGUUUAAGAAAUUGAAAUUCAGGGUUUAAUUCACGUUCUGGUUCUGCACUUUUUCACACGGACUUUACAAUUCAGGAAAAGUAAAACUGUCAAAAAACUACAUACACUCUUCUCUCGUUCUAGAUCAAAAACUUAGCGAUAAGGGUAUUUUAAGGCUCUAUUGUCUUUCACACGCGUGUCACUCAAAAAUGUCAGUUUUCAGGUGCUUAAGCGACUUAUCAGUUCAAAUAGUAACACGAUCGACGCUAAAUAGGCUCGAGGUUCACUUCAGAUUUCAAGGUCCUACAAAACUAGUUCAAAUUAAAAAAGCUCCGUAAUGUCACGCACGAAUUCUGUCACAGUUAGAAAGAAGCACUUGAGAGGAUUGGGGUCGUUACCUCAACUUUUAGACGCUCAACUUUUAGUCUAGCACUUUGAGAGUUAGACAAACUUCAAGAAAAUGUGCGUCGUUUCUGGUCAAAAAUUCAGAUUAUCCGUUCUUUCCAUAGCUAUAAAUUGCGUAUCGACUAAGAGUAAGACACAAAACGCUAAUGUUGUCUUUGGCUAAUUCUUUCAGUGGAUGGUCUCUUUGAGGCUCAGCACGAUAGUGCUAGGAAGCAGAAGCUAACUGAGAACCAUGCAGGUAAUAUAUAAACAUUCAAUUUUUAAAUGUUCUUCUUUAUUUAAAGCAGACCUAUUCCACUCUUUGCUUCACUUUGGUUUUAAUGAGUCGCCUCACCAAUGCAAUCCGGGAAGUCUUUUGCUCGUGGAUUUCGGAAUUGUGGGCUUCGGAUUCUGGAAUUUAACUCUUGGAUUCCGGAACUCAGCCCCAGGAAUCCGUAAUCCCGCAGCAAUUGGAAUCCGUAAUCCAAGUUCAACUGACAAGGAAUCCGGAAUCCAGUAUGUGGAGUCCAGAAUUCACAGCGUGAAUCCAGGAUCAAAGACUUUCUUGGAUUACCUUAUAUGGGGCGAAAUGAGCAAAACAUUCAUCAUGAGACGCGUACAGCGCCGCACAUGCGCCUGACAGAAUUGACUUUAAGUCAGUUUAUUCUUGUAUACGUAAUCACAGUCUAUUAAAAGAAGGAAAUGUGCUAGUAAAUCCACCCAACUCAAACGCAAAUAUGCUGUUGUCGGCCUACAGCUAUUUUGAUUAACGUUGCAACAGGAAAGUCUUUGCGAUGAGAUCGCAAAUAAUAUGGGUAAUUCCAUAUAAAAUUUACCAAAUUCUGAAGAAGGUAAAAGUUUGUGACAUUUCAUAUAUACUAUUCUGUGGCACUGUCAGCCGCGAAUGGAUGACCAAAUUGCAAAGAAUUUACAUGCAGCUACCCACAUGACCUUGCGGUCUUGUGGAGUACGCAUGAGACCUUGACGUCCGACAAGGUUAACUGAAAUAGAUGUACAUGAUGUGGCCCGCGUCUCAACCAACGAUUUUCUUCAACAGGUGCUUCUUGCGAUGACCAGAUCUCACGACAAACCAAACGUUACAAAACCAUAAAAGCGUAUCGUAGACGAUAUACAGAGCGUGGACGGCUUGUAUGACAGUAUAAUAAAACCAAAUCGAUCUUAUUUUUUGGAUCUUGUAUUUCUCAGGGGUGCCAGCUAUCAUAGAAAGAAUUCGUCAGCUUUACAAACGUCGUGAAGGACGGUUGGUACCAUUUCCAUGGUGUGAUGACCUUAAUUUCAACCUGAAUGAGAUUUUCACCCGACUGAAGAUCGUGAACAAAGAAAAAACGCGGGGAACAUUGACGGAUGAUGAAAUAACCAACAUGACUGCUAUCUUUAGACCCCACCCUGAUUGCCCGAAACCACGGAUUCUUUUGAUCGAAGGAGAACCUGGCAUGGGAAAAACCACCUACUCACAAAAACUGGCGUAUGACUGGGCAAAUAAACAAGAUGAAUGGGACUCGUCUUUUCCAUCAAUUGAAGUGCUGCUCUUGCUUAGAUGCAACGAUGUUAAAUCUGGCAUCUGGGAAGCUAUUGACGACCAACUUCUUCCUGAUGAUAUUGACGAACAGGCUAAGGAGAAUUUUUUCAAAUACAUCCGAGAAAAUCAGGCCAAAUGUUUGCUACUGCUUGAUGGAUUAGAUGAGGCAGAUUCCUUUAAACUGGACAUGUACUACUCGCUCGUUGAGAGUAAACUCCUCCCAGCUUGUCACAUUGUCAUUACAUCUCGCCAUGAGGUUGGAAAGAAAGUAAGGCCAUACUGUGACGCCCUGUGGGAGAUUGUAGGAUUUACUAGUGAGGAUGCGGAAAGUUUUAUCAGAAAGUAUUUUAAAGGCAAGGAACACUUGGCUGAGAAGCUGAUUGAACGAUUGACACUUCCAGAGUAUGAUGAUGAUCCACUUAAAACGCUAGGCGAGUUAACAAAAAAUCCACUCAAUACAGCUUUACUCUGUUGUCUUUUCGAGGAUUUCGAAGGUGUUCUUCCAACAAGCAGGACUGAGUUGUACGUUGAAAUAGUUGCCUUUGUUUUGAGAAGAUACGAAGUAAAAAACGGACUUAAAAGCAGCGGUGAGGACUUGAUUUCAGUUUAUAAGAAAGAACUUUUGCUUUUGGGCAGCCUCGCGUUAGAAUCCCUGCUUAAAGGAGAGUUGUACUUUGAAAAGGAGGAAGAUACCGGCAAGCUUAUCAAUUUUGGAUUCUUGUCUUUUCAACCAGGUGCCGCCAAGCGCAAACCUUCCACGCGCUGUGCAUUUUUACACAAAAGCUUUCAGGAGUUUUUUGCUGGCCUUUUCCUUGCGUUUCAGGUUAUCAGCAAAGAAAGAGACUUUACCUCAGUUGUAGAUGAUGAGAGAUACUUGGAUAAACUGAGACAGGUCUUUUUGUUCAUGAGUGGCAUCAUAGCCUCACGGAGUGAGGAAACUGCGAUGUCGUUCUUUAUUGUUAUUGCUAAAAAAAUCAGCUCUGCAGAAGACCGUAAAUCAUAUAUGAGUUUAGCUUGUGAGUGUUUGUUGGAAUGUUCAAGUGUCCAGGACAACCUUGAAACUCGCUUAGUUUCUAGUUUAGGUAAGCACCUUGACAUGUCGUCCCUGACUGAAGUGAAUUUUGGCUACACAGGGAUACACGAUGCUGGUGCUGCUGCGAUUUCCAUGGCCCUCACAGUAAACUCCUCCCUGACCAGUUUGGAUUUACGUGAUAACAGUAUUGGCGAAAACGGCGCUUCUUCUCUUUCUCAAGCCCUAACAACAAACACCUCCCUUACUAGCUUGUAUUUAGGUUAUAACAGUAUUGGCGACGCCGGUGCUUCUUCUCUUUCUCAAGCCCUCACAGUAAACUCCUCCCUGACCAGUUUGGAUUUAGGUGAUAACAGUAUUGGCGAAAACGGUGCUUCUUUUCUUUCUCAAGCCCUAACAACAAACACCUCCCUUACUAGCUUGUAUUUAGAUGGUAACCGUAUUAGCGACGCCGGUGCUUCUUUUCUUUCUCAAGCCCUAACAACAAACACCUCCCUUACUAGCUUGUAUUUAGGUUAUAACAGAAUUGGCGACGCCGGUGCUUCUUCUCUUUCUCAAGCCCUAACAACAAACACCUCCCUUACUAGCUUGAAUUUAGGUGGUAACCGUAUUGGCGACGCCGGUGCUUCUUCUCUUUCUCAAGCCCUAACAACAAACACCUCCCUUACUAGGUUGAUUUUAGGUGGUAACAGUAUUGGCGAGGCCGGUGCUUCUUCUCUUUCUCAAGCCCUAACAACAAACACCUCCCUUACUAGCUUGUAUUUAGGUUAUAACAGUAUUGGCGACGCCCGUGCUUCUUCUCUUUCUCAAGCCCUAACAACAAACACCUCCCUUACUAGCUUGUAUUUAAGAAAUAACAGUAUUGGCGAGGCCGGUGCUUCUUCUCUUUCUCAAGCCCUCACAGCAGACGCCUCCCUCAAGAAUCUCUUCUUUUGA